AUGCACUUCUUCACCUGUUUAUUAUCAUUUCUAUUGAUCUCGCCGCUAAUUACAGUAUGUAAUGCUGAACCAAGUUCACUUCCGGUCCAAAGAUUUGAUGGUUAUUUUAACAAUGAACAGAGACCGGAAGUAGGCAGUGCAGGUCGGCAUAUAGCUAGAAAUAUUACCACGAAUUAUAGAGACCAUACUUACUUCCCCUCGGGAUGGGACAGACCCAACCCUCGCAGUAUUUCGAAUAUUUUAUUUAAGGGUCCGACGGGGCUGCCUUCCUACCAUCGCAGAUCGGCUCUAUUCAGUUUCUUUGGUCAGUUUGUCAUGAGAGAAGUACUGGAUACAGACGACACGACCUGCCCUGUCGAAGUUAUCCAGACCCACGUUCCACGCUGUGACCCCGACUUCGACCCUGAUUGUCAUGGUAACCAGGUGAUGCCGUAUGAAAGAUCGGCGUAUGAUAAAAGGACUGGACAAUCUCCAAAUAACCCAAGAAAACAGAUAAACAAAGCGUCGUGUUUUAUAGACGGUAGUGUAGUAUAUGGAACUAAUGCAGUUCGUAGUUCCUACCUACGAGAACCAGGUACAGGAAAACUCUACUGUGAAGAUAUCUGGGGGAAAUUCCCUAAACUAAACGAUGUACAAAUGGCUUUUACUAAUUUCCCUGGACAAAAACAUAAAUAUAAAGAUCAGUCAAAACUCUGGAGAAUGGGAGACACACAUAUCUACGAGAAUCCAGGACUUCUGUCUCUAGGUCUGGUAUUCUUUCGUUACCAUAACUACCAAGCCGACCAGAUUAUGUUGAAGAACCCCCAGAUGUCGAAUAAUGAAGUAUUUGAACGAGCGAGAAGAUGGGUCAUCGCAACUUUACAGAAAAUAAUCAUGUAUGAUUGGUUGCCAUUGUUACUGAAUGAGAAUGUACAGAAUUAUACAGGUUAUAAACCUCGGGUACAGAGUGAAGUAACAGAUAUAUUUGACGCAGCCGCAAUACAAUACAUCCAAACACUGAUACCACCAGCCAUAUACCAACGUACCAAUAAAUGUGAAUUUCUGAAAGUAGGAAAAUCCAAGGCUGGUAGAUUAUGCAACUCUUAUUGGGACUCGAAGGACGUAGUAAACGUUAAUGGUUUAGAGAAGAUUUUAUUAGGUUUAACAUCUCAGAUAGCAGAACGAGAAGACCAUGUUAUAGUCGAGGAUCUGAGAAGUAAAUUUUACGGUCCGUUGUUCUACUCCCGACACGACUCGGCCAUGUUGACCAUAUUGAAAGGUCGUGAUUACGGGCUACCUGAUUAUAAUACAGCUCGUGUUAAGAUGGGAUUAGAACCAAUCAAAAACUGGACUGAUGUUAAUCCGGAGCUGAAUUCUACUCUGAUAUCUGAAUUAAAGAUGCUACACCACGAUAAAUUAGACAAGAUUGAUAUAUUUACUGGUGGCUUGUUAGAAACGACUAGAAACGGACCCGGAGAACUCUUCCGUCAUAUUAUUAUAGAUCAGUUUCUACGGUUACGUGAUGGGGAUCGAUUCUGGUUUGAAAAUAAACAAAAUGGUAUAUUCAGUGAGGAAGAAAUUAAAGAAAUCCACAAGAUAACUUUAAACAAUGUUAUUAUAUGGACUAGUAAUGAAAUAGAAGCUGAACAUUUAGAUCGGGAUGCUUUCACUGUGUCCAAGGAUCAUCCGUGUCCCCAACCAGAACAGUUAACAGAAGAUCAACUAGACGAGUGUCCUAAACAUGUAGGAUAUGAUUUUUUCUCGGGCAGUGAAAUACCUUAUAUUAUAAUCUGGACUUGUAUGGGACUGAUUCCUAUUGCGUGUAUCCUAGUAGCUGUUAUCCUGGCUAAAAUUAAGAAAUGGAAACAUAAACAGAAUCUCAAGGAGGCAAAAUUUGAGAUGGAAAGGAAGAGAGUUUUACGUAGAACAUUAUCUAAUAGCAUAGUAGUCCAUGAUACAUGUGAAUGGCGAUGUAAGAAAGAACCCUCCAGGAAUAUAGAGCUACAUCUAACAUCUAAAGGUUCCAUCGAGAUCUUCAGUUUAUCAGGAUCACAUCUUCGCUGUAUUAAACUGGUAGAACAUAUGACCAUGACUAUAUAUCUUAGUAUAAACAAAGGCAGCAAUGUUAUGUUAAUACAGAUACCUAAAGAAUACGACUUGAUACCUAAAGAAUACGACUUGAUACCUAAAGAAUACGACUUGAUACCUAAAGAAUACGACUUGAUACCUAAAGAAUACGACUUGAUACCUAAAGAAUACGAUCUGGUAUUGGUGUUUAACAGCGAAUUAAAUCGAAACGUUUUUGACGAAGAUUUAAGUCAGUUUUUAGCCAGUUACGAGAUUGAAACCGACUUGAAGGAGAAGAAACUAAAAGAUAUAUAUUCCAUGGCCAUGACGAAAGAAAAACGAAACAAACAGCUUGAGAAAUUCUUUAAAACUGUUUUUACUGAGGCGUUUAAACUGGAUUACGACCCAGCAUUUGAACAGAAUCAGUUAGAUAUGAAAACACAGAGUAAAGAAAUUCUAGAGAUGGAAUUAUCUAAGGAAGAGUUUGCCGAAGCUCUAGCAGUAAAACCAGACAGUGAUUUUAUCAACCAUUUCUUCAGUUUAAUAGACGCUGAUAGAAACGGUUAUAUUUCAUUCCGAGAAUUUCUACACGCUGUAGUUCUCUUCUCGAAAGGUUCCUGUCAAGAUAAGUUACAGACGAUAUUUUAUAUGUACGAUGCCGAGGGAAGUGGUCGAAUGAACAGAUACAAUGUCUGUAAAAUGUUCUCAUCUCUGUUAGAACUAGCUCAGAGUAACGUUGAACAAGAUGAAGUCGAGGAGCUGGUCGAUUCGUUAUGUGAUAAAGCUGGCGUCGCCUCCGACCAAGACCUCUGUUUCGAGAACUUCUGUCAAAUAUUUGCCCCUCAGAUGGAUAAGUUGUGGAAUGCCUCGAUUGAUUGGAAAGGAUGUAAAGAUCAUCUCCCAUCUCAACCUAAAUCUAAAGACAGAAAACAAUCUGAAGGAGAAAUAAGGCACCGUCAUUCAGUCCCGAACGAGAAAAAUAACGCCUCGUUUAAAAACUUUACUCAAGUAUCAGUUCGGGAACAUUAUACACCAUUUAAAGCCAAGGUGAAGGUCAUCAAACAUUUUAUAGAGAAUUAUCGUCAACAUAUAUUUUUCCUGGUUUUGGUGUUUGGGAUUGUGUUGGGAUUGUUUGCUGAACGAUUUUAUUAUUAUACAGUAGAACGAGAACACAGUGGGUUAAUGAGAUUAAUGUCGUAUGGUAUCAGUAUAACUCGCGGUGCGGCGGCUGCCAUGUCCUUCACCUUCUCCUUGCUGUUACUCACAAUGUGUCGGAAUACCAUCACCUAUCUCCGCAGCACCUUCCUUAAUAUGUUUAUACCAUUUGAUUCUCAUAUCUCAUUUCAUAAGGUUAUAGCUUGGACUGCUCUCUUCUUUAGUGGUCUACAUGUAAUUGGUUACAGUUUUAAUUUUUACCAUCUUGCUACUCAACCCACCAAGUUUCUGUGUAUUUUUGAUAGUAUCGUGUUCCGAGCUGACAAAUUACCGACCUUCAGUUUCUGGUUAUUUGGCAACAUGACAGGAUUUACUGGUGUUUUAUUAGUCGUUGUUUUAUGUAUCAUGUAUGUUUUCGCCACCCAAACAGCUAGAAGUCAUAUCUUCAAUUUGUUCUGGUUGACUCAUAAGUUGUUUAUCAUCAUGUACGUUCUGGUCAUUCUACAUGGAGCCUCCAUCAUCGUCCAGAAACCAUUAUUCUUCGCCUAUUUUAUUGGUCCUGCUGCCUUGUUCACUCUGGAUAAAAUGAUCAGCUUGAGUCGUAAGAAAACAGAAAUUAAUAUUGUUAAAGCCAUCAACCUUCCUUCAGAUGUGACAAUGUUGGAAUUUAAACGACCCCCGAAGUUUGAGUAUAAAUCUGGCCAGUGGGUGAGGAUCGCGUGUCUGUCUCACGGUAGUAACGAAUAUCACCCCUUCACCCUGACGUCUGCCCCUCAUGAGGAUACCCUGAAGGUCCAUAUUAGGGCACUGGGACCCUGGACGUGGAACAUUAGACAGACUUUUGAUCUCGAGAAUCUUAAAGAUAACCCUUAUCCUAAGUUAUUUUUAGAUGGACCAUACGGUGCAGGUCAACAAGAUUGGUAUCAAUAUGAGGUAUCUCUAUUAGUUGGUGCUGGUAUUGGUGUUACACCUUAUGCUUCCAUUCUUAAAGACUUCGUUCACAUGACCUCCAUCAAAAAUACUUACAAGGUCAAAUGUCAGAAGCUAUAUUUUAUUUGGGUAACGGGAAGUCAGAGACAUUUUGAAUGGUUGAUAGAUAUUUUACGAGAAGUAGAAGAGAUAGACGAGAGAGGGAUGGUCUCUAUUGAUAUCUUUAUUACUCAAUUCUUUCAAAACUUCGAUCUAAGAACCGCCAUGUUGUAUGUAUUUGAAGAACAUUUCCAGAAGAUGACUGGUGGUAAGAGUGUUUAUACUGGAUUGAAGGCUACCACUCAUUUCGGCCGACCACAACUCAAUAAUAUCAUGACGGCUGUUAACAGAGCUCAUCCUAUGACGCGUAAGAUUGGAGUAUUUAGUUGUGGACCACCAGGGGUAACUAAAGGUGUUGAACGAGCCUGUGUAGACGCCAGUAAAUCAACUAAAGCUAUAUUUGAACAUCAUUAUGAAAAUUUCUAAACAGUGUUGGACAUUGUGACACUUUGUAUGGAAUUGGUGCUAUUUCAAAUAAUUCCUAGAAAAUAAUUUGACAAUGUUUGUUGCUUCUUACGUCAAAAUUGAUAUCUUCAGAAUAACAAUGGAGGUGAUUUAUUUAAUACUGAAACCAGAAUUAUUGUGCUUUAUUGCUUACGGCUUUUGAAUACUGGCGAAUUUCCCGUGAUCAUCAAUAUGUUGUCCCAUACGCGCACCCGUGCACGUUGCUUCUGUCAAACAAGAAGAGUUUUAUAUUAGAUGUGAUGAAAUGUCUUUAUUCAGCUUUGUUUUUAUUAUUGUAUGUACGUCAUCAGAAGAAAAGGCUACUUUUCCAAGC
Molecule: messenger RNA, 5008 nt
Organism: Lottia gigantea (owl limpet)
Lineage: Eukaryota; Metazoa; Mollusca; Gastropoda; Lottiidae
Exons: 35
Coding region: 1-4656 (1551 amino acids)
Biological process (GO): superoxide anion generation; response to oxidative stress; defense response
Cellular component (GO): NADPH oxidase complex; plasma membrane
Molecular function (GO): peroxidase activity; calcium ion binding; superoxide-generating NAD(P)H oxidase activity
Source: RefSeq, a predicted model, not a curated record